AUCCGGCCCCAGUUGUCAAAGGAGAAGAUUGAGGGCUGUCACAUCUGUACCUCUGUUACUCCGGGAGAGCCCCAGGUCCUGCUGGGGAAGGACAAGGCCUUCACCUAUGACUUUGUCUUCGACCUGGACACGUGGCAAGAGCAGAUCUACUCGACCUGUGUGAGCAAGCUCAUUGAGGGCUGCUUCGAGGGCUACAAUGCCACAGUGCUGGCCUACGGGCAGACAGGGGCCGGGAAAACAUAUACCAUGGGCACUGGCUUUGACAUGGCGACGUCGGAGGAGGAGCAAGGCAUCAUCCCGAGGGCCAUCGCACACCUCUUUGGGGGGAUCGCCGAACGCAAGCGGCGGGCACAGGAGCAGGGUGUGGCUGGGCCUGAGUUCAAAGUCAGCGCUCAGUUUCUGGAGCUCUACAACGAAGAGAUCCUUGACCUGUUUGAUAGCACCCGUGACCCCGACGCCCGCCACCGCAGGUCCAACAUCAAGAUCCAUGAGGAUGCAAAUGGUGGCAUCUACACAACGGGCGUCACUUCUCGCCUCAUCCACUCCCAGGAGGAGCUGAUCCAGUGCCUGAAGCAGGGAGCCCUGUCACGCACCACAGCCAGCACCCAGAUGAAUGUGCAGAGCUCCCGCUCCCAUGCCAUCUUCACCAUCCACCUGUGCCAGAUGCGCGUGUGCACCCAGCCCGACCUGGUGAAUGAGGCAGUGACUGGGCUCCCUGAGGGUACAGCUCCCACGAGUGAAUAUGAGACACUCACUGCUAAGUUUCACUUUGUGGACCUGGCCGGCUCAGAGCGGCUGAAGCGGACAGGGGCCACCGGCGAGCGGGCCAAGGAGGGCAUCUCCAUCAACUGCGGCCUGCUGGCCUUGGGCAAUGUGAUCAGUGCCUUGGGGGACCAGAGCAAGAAGGUGGUGCACGUGCCCUACAGGGACUCUAAGCUCACUCGGCUCCUGCAGGACUCGCUGGGAGGCAACAGCCAGACCAUCAUGAUCGCCUGUGUGAGCCCCUCGGACCGAGACUUCAUGGAGACCCUCAACACACUCAAAUAUGCCAAUCGGGCCCGCAACAUCAAGAACAAGGUGGUGGUGAACCAAGACAAGACCAGCCAGCAGAUCAGUGCGCUGCGGGCUGAGAUUGCGCGCCUGCAGAUGGAGUUGAUGGAGUACAAGGCGGGCAAGCGGGUGAUGGGAGAGGACGGUGCCGAGGGCUACAGUGACCUGUUCCGGGAGAAUGCCAUGCUGCAGAAGGAGAAUGGGGCGCUGCGACUGCGGGUGAAGGCCAUGCAAGAGGCCAUCGACGCCAUCAACAACCGUGUCACCCAACUCAUGAGCCAAGAGGCCAACCUGCUGCUGGCCAAGGCCGGUGAUGGCAACGAGGCCAUUGGCGCUCUGAUCCAGAACUACAUCCGGGAGAUUGAGGAGCUGCGGACGAAGCUACUGGAGAGUGAGGCCAUGAACGAGUCCCUCCGCCGCAGUCUCUCCCGGGCCUCAGCUCGGAGCCCCUACUCCCUGGGUGCUUCUUCGGCUUCCCCUGCCUUCGCUGGUAGCCCAGCCAGCUCCAUGGAGGAUGCCUCUGAGGUGAUCCGCAGGGCCAAGCAGGACCUGGAGCGGCUCAGAAAGAAGGAGGUCAGGCAGCGCAGGAAGAGCCCUGAGAAGGAAGCCUUCAAAAAGAGGGCAAAACUCCAGCAGGAAAACAGCGAGGAGACGGAUGAGAAUGAGGCUGAGGAGGAGGAGGAAGAGCGAGAUGAGAGUGGCUGUGAGGAGGAGGAAGGACGUGAGGACGAAGAUGAGGACUCGGGCAGCGAGGAGAGCCUGGUGGACUCAGAUUCUGACCCCGAGGAGAAGGAGGUGAACUUCCAGGCAGACUUGGCUGACCUGACAUGCGAAAUUGAGAUCAAGCAGAAGCUGAUCGACGAGCUGGAGAACAGCCAGCGGCGGCUGCAGACGCUCAAGCACCAGUACGAGGAGAAGCUGAUUCUGCUGCAGAACAAGAUCCGUGACACACAGCUGGAGCGUGACCGUGUGCUGCAGAACCUCAGCACCAUGGAAUGUUACACGGAGGAAAAGGCCAACAAGAUCAAGGCGGAUUACGAGAAGAGGCUGCGGGAAAUGAACCGGGACCUGCAGAAGUUGCAGGCCGCCCAGAAGGAGCAUGCCCGGCUGCUCAAGAACCAGUCGCGCUAUGAGAGGGAGCUGAAGAAGCUGCAGGCCGAGGUGGCCGAGAUGAAGAAGGCCAAGGUAGCCCUGAUGAAGCAGAUGCGUGAGGAGCAGCAGCGACGGCGGCUGGUGGAGACCAAGAGGAAUCGGGAGAUCGCACAGCUCAAGAAAGAGCAGCGGCGACAGGAGUUUCAGAUCCGAGCUCUGGAGUCCCAGAAGCGGCAGCAGGAAAUAGUCCUGAGGAGGAAAACCCAGGAGGUUUCUGCAUUGAGACGCCUGGCCAAGCCCAUGUCUGAGCGGGUGGCGGGGCGUGCGGGACUGAAGCCGCCCAUGCUGGACUCCGGGGCUGAGGUGUCGGCCAGCACCACCUCAUCUGAGGCUGAAUCGGGGGCCCGCUCUGUCUCCAGCAUCGUGCGCCAAUGGAACCGCAAGAUCAACCACUUCUUGGGGGACCACCCCACACCCACUGUCAAUGGCACCCGCCCUGCCCGAAAGAAGUUCCAGAAGAAGGGGGCCAGCCAGAGCUUCAGUAAGGCUGCAAGACUCAAGUGGCAGUCCCUAGAGCGGCGGAUAAUUGACAUUGUCAUGCAGAGGAUGACCAUUGUCAACCUGGAGGCCGACAUGGAGCGGCUCAUCAAGAAAAGGGAGGAGCUGUUCCUCCUGCAGGAGGCACUGCGGAGGAAGCGGGAGCGGCUACAGGCUGAGAGCCCCGAGGAGGAGAAGGGGCUGCAGGAGCUGGCCGAGGAGAUCGAGGUGCUGGCAGCCAACAUCGACUACAUCAAUGACAGCAUCACUGACUGCCAGGCCACCAUCGUGCAGCUGGAGGAGACCAAGGAGGAGCUGGACGCAACGGACACAUCGGUGGUCAUCAGCUCCUGCUCCCUGGCAGAAGCCCGCCUCCUGCUAGACAACUUCCUCAAGGCGUCCAUUGACAAGGGGCUGCAAGUCGCACAGAAGGAGGCCCAGAUCCGGCUGCUGGAGGGCCGGCUGAGGCAGACAGAUAUGGCGGGCUCCUCCCAGAACCAUCUGCUCCUGGAUGCCCUGCGUGAGAAGGCUGAGGCGCACCCCGAGCUGCAGGCCCUCAUCUACAACGUGCAACAGGAGAAUGGCUACGCAAGCACAGAUGAGGAGAUCUCGGAGUUCUCUGAGGGAAGCUUCUCCCAGUCAUUCACCAUGAAAGGCUCCACCAGCCACGAUGAUUUCAAGUUCAAGGGUGAGCCCAAGCUGUCUGCCCAAAUGAAGGCUGUGUCGGCUGAGUGCCUGGGACCCCCACUGGAUAUCUCCACAAAGAACAUCACCAAGUCCCUGGCCUCCCUUGUUGAGAUCAAAGAGGACGGAGUAGGUUUCUCUAUCCGAGACCCCUACUACCGGGACAAGGUCUCACGCACCGUCAGCCUGCCUACCCGGGGCAGCACUUUCCCCCGGCAGUCCCGAGGUGCAGAGACAUCCCCUCUGACGAGAAGGAAGUCAUAUGACCGAGGGCAGCCCAUUAGGUCCACAGAUGUGGGAUUCACGCCCCCGUCGUCCCCUCCCACUCGACCCCGCAAUGAUCGCAACGUCUUCUCUCGUCUCACCAGUAAUCAGAGCCAGGGGUCGGCACUAGACAAGUCUGAUGACAGCGACUCCUCUUUGUCGGAGGUCCUGAGGGGCAUCAUCUCCCCUGUUGGAGGAGCCAAAGGUGCGCGAACAGCCCCGCUGCAGUGUGUCUCCAUGGCCGAGGGCCACACCAAGCCCAUCCUCUGCCUGGAUGCCACGGAUGAGUUGCUGUUCACAGGAUCCAAAGACCGCAGCUGCAAGAUGUGGAACUUGGUCACAGGGCAAGAGAUCGCAGCUCUAAAGGGCCACCCCAACAAUGUGGUCUCCAUCAAGUACUGCAGCCACUCGGGGCUUGUGUUCUCUGUGUCCACCUCCUACAUCAAGGUGUGGGACAUCCGAGACUCAGCCAAAUGCAUUCGGACCCUCACGUCCUCGGGCCAGGUGAUAUCAGGGGAUGCCUGUGCUGCCACAUCCACGCGCGCCAUCACCAGCGCCCAGGGGGAGCAUCAGAUCAACCAGAUUGCCCUCAGCCCUUCAGGCACCAUGCUGUAUGCCGCCUCAGGCAAUGCCGUCCGCAUCUGGGAGCUUAGCAGGUUCCAGCCUGUUGGGAAGCUGACCGGCCACAUCGGCCCUGUUAUGUGCCUGACGGUCACCCAGACCUCCAGCCAGCAUGACCUUGUGGUGACAGGCUCCAAGGACCACUAUGUUAAGAUGUUUGAGCUGGGUGAGUGUGUGAUGGGCACCAUCGGCCCCACCCACAACUUCGAACCCCCGCACUACGACGGCAUCGAGUGUCUUGCCAUCCAGGGUGACAUCCUGUUCAGUGGCUCCCGAGAUAACGGCAUCAAGAAGUGGGACCUGGACCAGCAGGAGCUCAUCCAGCAAAUCCCCAAUGCGCACAAGGACUGGGUGUGCGCCCUGGCCUUUGUCCCGGGUCGUCCCAUGCUGCUGAGUGCCUGCCGUGCAGGUGUCAUCAAGGUCUGGAACGUAGACAACUUCACGCCCAUUGGUGAGAUCAAGGGCCAUGACAGCCCCAUCAAUGCCAUCUGCACCAAUGCCAAGCACAUCUUCACAGCCUCCAGUGAUCUGACGGUGAAGUUCUGGAGCGUACGGCGGCUACCCCACAGUGGCCCACCCUAGGAUUGGGGUCAGAGGGACACCCCCCGGACCCUCAGUCCCGGCAGCCUGGACAGCAUGGAAGGGAAGCCGUGGCUGGGCCCGACGGGGCCAGCUCUUCUGGGGACUGGGUGCGGACUCCUCUCCUGCCCUCCUUUCUCUCACUUGGCCUUCCCACGGGAUACUGUUCCCCGAGUCCUUCCCCUGCCUCUUGGGAGCCUCUCCGUGAGAGAGGUUGGGGAGAAAAUUAAGCUGUGAAGCCAAAGGGCAUUAUCCCCGCCUGUCCCUCCCGGGCAGCCUUUGCUCCUGCUGAGCCAGCCCUGCCCCUUCCUCAAGGCCUCUGGCCCAGCCGUGGUGGGCCCUGGGGGAAGGUGAAGUACCCAGUCCCAUCGUGCCCCUCCCAGGAGCUGGCCUCCCCCCUCAUCUUCCAGCUCAGCCUCUGGAGCCACUGUACCUGCCUCUGAGCCCAGAAAGAGAGUCCUCAGGUAACCAUGGAAACCAGGUGGCGGCAGCUGGGCCUUGAAGCCGACACUUAACCCUCUGGCCACCAACAACGAGUCCCGGUUGGCCCCAGCAAUUCCCUGGGAUCCCUUUCUGAUGGGGCCAAGGUGGAGCUGCCAGAAAGAUUCCUUGGGGGGAGAUGGUCAGGAAUACUUCAGUUAUUUAU
Carlito syrichta (Philippine tarsier) is the source of this 5473-nucleotide messenger RNA. RefSeq names its product kinesin family member 21B (gene KIF21B). Gene Ontology annotation, biological process: microtubule-based movement; mitotic spindle organization. Gene Ontology annotation, molecular function: microtubule binding; microtubule motor activity; ATP binding. Lineage: Eukaryota; Metazoa; Chordata; Mammalia; Primates; Tarsiidae. The coding region runs from base 247 to 4830 and encodes 1527 amino acids. The transcript has 34 exons. The record is from RefSeq and is a predicted model, not a curated record.